Messenger RNA from Macrobrachium nipponense, 2287 nucleotides. RefSeq lists its product as uncharacterized. The record is from RefSeq and is a predicted model, not a curated record. Bases 438 to 1850 code for a protein of 470 amino acids. Gene Ontology annotation, molecular function: ubiquitin protein ligase activity; aminoacyl-tRNA ligase activity; ATP binding. The transcript is spliced from 5 exons. Lineage: Eukaryota; Metazoa; Arthropoda; Malacostraca; Decapoda; Palaemonidae. Gene Ontology annotation, biological process: tRNA aminoacylation for protein translation; protein ubiquitination.
GUAAUUUGUUGGACGAAUGUCACGUGUCGAAAGAGCUACCGCGAGCGUUACCAUCAGACAGUUAGUGAAGUCAUAUACAGAGAACGUUACUCUAUAGAUUGUGGAAAGUGAUUUACCGAGAAAGUUAAGCCACACGUGAAGGAAGUGUGAUUUAUCAAGAACAUUACGCUAUAGGUUACCAGUGAAAAGUGAUUUACUUGUUAGUCUAAAGGUGAUUGGAAAGUGUUUUUGUGAAAAGUGAGUUACAGAGAAAAGUUAACGCCCUGUUUAGAGGAAAAAAUGGCGUACGGAGAAUGUUACACUAGUCACUUCCCAGUUCGGCCAGUUGUGGUGUUUGCUGUCAGCUGUUUAACAAUGAAUUAAAUCGCCCUCAUAACCUGCCCUGCUCCCAUCAUUUUUGCGCUAAGUGUAUUGAUGACCUCAUUGCCCAAGAUGCGAUGGCUUGUCCCAAUUGCCAGAAAAGUUUUAAAGUCAAAUCGGCCGGAGAUUUAAUGGUCAAUCAUGCACUGAUUGACUGCAUCAAUUCAUUUUUAGCAGUGAAAAGAAAACCCAGUAAACUUGGGAGUAAGAAGAAUGCCAGGUACCAGGAAAGAAUCGAUGGUCUUAAAGAGGAGGUCUGCAAAAGUAACGAAGAAGUCAUGGCGGAUCUUAAGCACAUGAAGGAAGACGUUGAAAGGCUUAUGAAGGGUGAGGAACAAUUUCAGACGUCUCUUUCAACUCUGAGACGCUACCUCAGUGAAGAUGUUCUUGCUCAUUUUCAAAAGCUAAUAUCUAAGAUCGAUGAGCAUCAUCAGAAGUCCAGCAAUGCUCGUCUCAAGUUGAAAGACUCUUUGAAAGAUAUAUUGAAAAAUGAAGGAAAACUUGUAUCUGCAAGAAAGGUACUGGACUCUGCUUCAACUUUGGAAGAUACUUCUGCUGUUAUUGAUGAAACGGAGGAUAUCAAUAUGGACGUCAGAGACUGGACAGAUAAUUUAAAAGAAUAUGUAGCAAAUGAGGACAACCAACUUCAGGAAAGAAACAAGGAACUGAAGGUAUCUGAAAAAUUUCAUAGCAAGCUUAUGAAAUUGCUGAUCAGUGAACCUGAAGAAGAUGCUUUCCAUCUCAUCCCUAUCACAGGAGUUGCUGCAAGCAAGAUGGAUCUUUCAAGUCAAGUAACAGCUAUAGGGCUCUGGGAAAUGAGCAUCCCUGUAAAAAUUCUAGUAGAGGAAGGACGAGUCUUUGCACUCCAGGAAAAGGAUAACACAAGAAAGUCUGCCAAAAUCACUAUUGAAAAUGGAGAGCUGCUCCUGUAUAGUUUACAAGACGAAGAAGAACCUGUCCCUAAUGCCUAUUAUGUGCAGUAUGAAGAUGUUCUGGGCCUAGCCAUCUCUAAAAGUACAGUCUUCCUGGACUUGGAGACUAAAGGAUUGUCAGUUGGAAGAGUCUCCAUCCUUCUCAAUGACAACGGUAGACACUACGACAUUCAUAAACACUUCACAGGUGGCUCAGGAGAAAGCUAUUCCGGUACACCCUUGCAAAUAGCUAACAGAGGGCAGCUUUGGGAACGAGCUUUGUUUGGUUACCAGAUAUCUGAAGUAGUAAGUGGGGAUGUAGCAGAUUUUUCUCUGGAACAUAACCAUGUCACCCCAGGCAACAGGGGGAUAGUUUGGAACUUGAAUCAUUCCAGGACACCACCACUGUUUGGUAUCCAUAUGGGUCCAUGUGCGCUCAGCUAUGGUGGACACAUGGGCAAUGUGGAAGAAGGUAUGGACAUCCUGAGUGAUGCCCUUCACUGGUCUAAGGAUAUAAAGGAGGUUAAGGUUAGCCAGUGUGGUUUGGUAUUACCUACCAAAGGUGCUGUUGCCAGCUAAUUUGGUUUCAAAUAGUUUGGUUGGGAGCCAGUAUAGUAUAUCCAGUUUAUUUUGAAAAUUAAGUUACUGUAUCAUGUUCAGUUAGAAACUGAAGGUAAGUUAUUUCGAUAUCAUAUCAAAAGUUUGUAUUUUAAGACAACAACAAUUAAGUUAUUUAUAUCGGAAUAUUAGUAGUAAUGUAGGAUACCCUGCAACAAUGAAAAAUGUUCAUUGUUGGAGAGAUUCUCAUCUUUGAACAGGUUUGUGAUUGAGACUAUUGUUGGGAUUAAGUCUUGAAAUAUCUGAAAAUGGAAAUCUGUAUAUGUACUUUAUUGAUUCCUUGCAAAAUAGGGCACAACUAAAAGAAAUGAUGAAUGUGAGGAUUGCUGAUGCUAUGGUAAAUUUCUAAACUUUCUAUUAAGAUUUUCAUUUGUUCCUACAUGGUAUACAAACCCUAG